AUGAUUGAUUCGCAAAGUGAAAGUAAAUAUUUGUUGGAUUUGGAACAAACAGCUGUAUAUUAUGGUUCAAAAAUGCAAGAAAAAGAGAAAUAUCCCAAGAUGUUGUGUUUGAAGAGAAGUGAGAGUUCUCUAAAGCAGCAGAUUGUUCCUGAAAGCCAAACAUCAAGUACUAAAGAAACAACUAAGAGAAAACAAACAAAAGAGAAUAAAAGUAAAGAACAAAACAGUCCUGUAAAGAAAUCCCGAAAAGCUGCUUUGACUUCAAUUAAAAGAAACAGAGAAAUAUUAAAAGUUAAAGAUUUUAAAUUCAAGAAAACUUCUGAAAAGAACAUUGACAGUGUCUAUAAUUUCAGUUCAAGUAUACCUGGAAGUGAAAAAGAUUACUUUUGUACACCUCCAAGGAGAAAAAAGUUUAAAAGAAAUCGUAAAGUUUUUCAAACUGAUACGGAAACUGGUAGCAGUGAAGUAAGCUGGUUUGGAAAAGGAAAAUCUAUUACUUUAUUUGAAACUCCAAAAAAGAAUUAUUCAAACAGGAAAAAGAACAGUAAAAAUUCCUCUUAUCAGUCUGCUAAACAGAGCAACUUUAAAAAGGUGUCUCGACAGAGAAGAAUUCAUAAUACUAGCACUGCUGAACAGGCUCGUAGUGCACAGCUAAACGGAGGAUUAAAAAGAACAGUUUCUUCUGAUAUAGAAAACUACAGUUUAGUUAUUGAAAAAGUGUCUGUGAAUGCCAAAAUGCAAAACCAUCAAGGGCUUUCAUUUUCAUCUAAUCAAAUUCUAACAGCUGCUGGUUUGAAGCAAGAGUCUCCUAUUUCUAGAACUAAAUUUGGAAGUAAUUUGCAAGUCGAUUUAAACAUUGUACCACCUUCACAGCCAAUAAAAGUGUUGAAAUUUGAUGAAAAUACACCCAAAAGUCCCACAAAAAACAUAGUCGGAAAAGAUUUACCAAUGAAACUUUCAAGAAUAAAAACUGCUUUAAGCAGCAGAAACUCUACACUGUCUUCAAAAAGUAUUAAAUCAUUUACCUCUAUUACUGAAUUGAAAAGCAAGCAUCAAAAUUCUAAUCUUAACCUGAACAACACAGUUGUUGAACAAUCAUUUUCAAAUGAUAUAAAACAAAGCAUGCAUUUGAAUGAACCGCUAUCAAGCAUAUCUUUAUCAUCUAAAACGCAAGUUUCUAAUGUUAAGAAAAAUACUUUGUGUACAGAAAAUGCAGAAUCUGGUGGAAAGGAGUUACUAUUUGAUUCUGGGAUAAAUGUCACUAUGUGCAACGGAAGUCAGAAAGGAGGAAGCUUGUCCUUGACUGAAGACAUAGCAAAAGGGAAGAAUUUUCUCUUGAACCGUUUUUUGCAGAGUUGUCUAUUAGAACAAGCAGAAGUUUUCUCUGAGAACAGUUCUGAAAAUAGAAGAGCCACAGAAAAUUCCUGUGUUAAGAGAAAAGUUGAAUCAUCAAAGUCAUGCUAUUCUAAUGGGAAAAAGUUAAAAUGUACUUUACAUUGUUCUGGUAAACUCUCAUUGAGAAAAAAAGAUAUUUCAAAUUCAAACUAUGAUACUGAAUGUUUACAGGAUGAUGAUGUGGAAGUGGGAAAGGUCUCACAAAUGGAUUCAGGGAUGGAAGUAGACUGUGGAACACAUGAAUUCCAUAAUACUAAUGGGAGAUUAGCAUCUACACCAAUAAAGAAAACUGGAAAUUUAAAUACUAAGCAUAUGGAAGAUGUUGCUUCUGAUCUUAGUGCAAUAAUAACUGAAUCUGUUGUGAAAUCAAAUAAGUCUAAAAACAAGCCAUAUAAAAAUACUGAUGAUUUUUCAAGUAAUCAGAACUUUAAAGAGAAAUUGCAGGAUACCAUUUUUUCAAUUCUUACUACGGAAAUAAAUUAUUUAGUCAGAAAAUUGCUGGGAACUGAACAGAACUCUGAAUAUAUUCUUCAUGAAAAGAUGUUAGUUCUCCGAAAAAAAUUAGUAACUGCUGGAAAAAUUUCAUCUCCUGGACAUCAAGAGAAAACUGCAUGUGACCAAUUUUUAAACAGUUUUGAAAGGAUAAAAUUUGAAGUUAUGGACUACCUCAAAUCAGAAGAAGAAUAUGAACGCAAAUUAAGACGUAAACAUGAAAAAGCUGUUGAAAAGUACUUCUGCAAUGUGAAAAUGGUUAUAGAAAGUGCUAUAAGCUCUGUGGAGGAAAGGAUAUUAUCAAUCUUGAAGCAUUCAUUUAGAAAAUGUGUGGAAAUUAUGCAUUCCAUUUAAGAAAAGAAAAAUUAAUUGCAGAGGCUGUUUGUAUUAAAGAUACUCAUAUUGAUUGAUAUAUAAUUUUAUUAAAAUGUUUUAGAAUUAUAUAUAUUGUAUUACCAGUAGUAAUAAGUAGUUUCAGUGAAACUAACUGUAUGUAUUUUGUAAGAAAAUUCAUUCAUUAAAUUUAACAUUUUGUACAAAGA
Stegodyphus dumicola is the source of this 2429-nucleotide messenger RNA. RefSeq lists its product as uncharacterized. The record is from RefSeq and is a predicted model, not a curated record. Gene Ontology annotation, biological process: female meiotic nuclear division; mitotic G1 phase; male meiotic nuclear division. Lineage: Eukaryota; Metazoa; Arthropoda; Arachnida; Araneae; Eresidae. Gene Ontology annotation, cellular component: lateral element; condensed chromosome, centromeric region.